Messenger RNA from Oppiella nova, 3465 nucleotides. The record is from the annotation of a GenBank genome assembly. Lineage: Eukaryota; Metazoa; Arthropoda; Arachnida; Sarcoptiformes; Oppiidae.
AUGUCCACCACUCUCGACACGUUUAAAAUAAGCGAUUAUAUUCAGCCGGACAUAAAGCAGCAAGUUACAUAUUUCCACGUUUUCGACGACUUAAAAAAUACUCCCAUAAGCGGUAACAUACUAUUCGUGACCACCGAUGACAAGGUGUACGGUUUGGGCGUUAAUAGCGAGGGUCAGCUGGGGUUGGGUCACAACCAGCCCGUCACGAGUCAGCGCGAGAUCCAAGAGUUAUGGGACCAUAGGGUCAGACACUUCGCAAACGGGUUUGACUUUGUGCUGGCUAUCAAUGAGGACAACCACGUGUUCAGUUGGGGCCGCAAUGCCGAGGGACAGUUAGGUCGAGCGGUCACUGAAGUGCUUUUCAUGAGACCACAAAACAUCGCGUAUUUUAAUGACAUAAAUAUAUCGCAAAUCAGUUGCGGUUACUAUCACUCGCUGGCGCUCACCACCGAUGGACAGGUAUAUGGUUGGGGCGGUAAUAGCAUGGGUCAGGUAGGGUGCGGCGAUAACCGUAAACAUGUUAUACAGCCUAUACUGUCUAAGUUGCCUGGUGAUAUAAAAAUAAAAUUCAUAUACGCAUGUCGAUUUUACUCGUUUGCCUUAAGUAUAACGGGGUUAGUGUACAGUUGGGGUAAUAAUGGUAACAAUCACUUGGGAUACAAUACGGGUGGUGAACACUACGUGGUUAGUCCGCGAUUGAUAUCGACGUUAAGCAAUGUUAAAAAUGUAACAGGGUCAGGUUUCAAGACAUUUUUCCUGACAAACUCCGGUGAACUGUAUGUGUGCGGAAAGGUAGCCCAGGAGGUGAUCGAUACGCCGCGACAGUUGGCGGUAAAUGUGCAGCAGUUGUCCAGGGACAAUCACUACAAGGACGUGGCGGCUAUUCGUAAAAAUGAUAGUAUCUAUCAAAUACUGCCGGAUAAUCAGAUUUCACGUCGCGAUGGUUACCAGGAUAUCGAGGAUUUUUACGCGAAAUUACUGCAAAUAACGUAUAAUAAUAGCAUAUAUUUACUGCCACUUAAUACAGACAAUAGUAGUCAUCGAGAAUCGGAUACGUCUAGUGACGAGUCGAUUGAAGUGAUCCAGAGAUCGUAUGUUAAGUCAAAGUCAAAUACAAUGUCCAGAAGUAGUGACCACUGGUCCAGAAGUACUGCCAACUCGUCCACAAGUAGUGUUUCCACGAUAAGCGGGAACUCAUUACCAGAGAGUAAUAGUUACGCGAUUUUAUUCAGAAACCCGGUUUUAGUGGGUUCGGGAGGUUUUGGGAAAGUAUAUAAAGUUAGGCAUAAAAUCGAUAAACACAGGUAUGCCGUAAAGAUUGUUGAAUUAAACGAUUUCACUGAAAGUCAAAAACAAAAGGCGUUUAGAGAAAUGAAAGUUUUAGUAAAAGUCCGGUCAGAAUAUGUGGUCCAGUAUUACAACUCAUGGCUUGAAGGGAGUGUACUAUACAUUCAAAUGGAGUUUUGUUCACAGAAUCUGCAGAAUAUUCUCGAAGUUAAACCUCAAGAAUUUAAUCGACAAUUAGGAGAAGCCAUGGAUUGUGUCGAGUAUUUGAUAUCGUGUGAAAUACUGAUACAGAUCUUAGAAAGUGUUAAAUAUUUACACGAAUUGAAUCCACAGAUCAUUCACAGAGACCUCAAACCAGAAAACAUAUUAAUUACCGAAAAUGUAAGGAACGGUAGAUUUGUUAAGUUAUGUGACUUUGGUUUGGCUACAGUUCACGAUAGACGUGUUCACUACCGGACGACACGACAGCAUACGGCAGAUGUCGGCGACUUGAGAUACAUCGCACCGGAAGUAACUCAGGGCCAGAAAUAUAACCAUAAGUGCGAUGUCUAUGCUCUGGCGCUAAUUGGGGGCAAAAUAUUUGAUUUUGACAUAUUUAACCUCGGUUUACCAAACUCACCACCUUAUAGUGAAACCUUAUCAGUCCUAAACGCACCGGUACUCAAACUGAAGGGCACAUUGAACUCAAUGGUGAACCUGCAGUGGAAUCAAAGGCCGGAAUGCAGUGAAGUAUUGUCCGAAUAUAACGAGUGGUCUAUCGAUAGGAAUAUUCUCACAAAUGAUCCCCGAUUUCGGCGAACAUUACAAUAUGACCAAGAUGAGUUGAUCGUAGUGACUAUAACCGGCACAAUGACCACGUGCAACACGUGCGACACAUUACUACAAUUAUACUCAUAUAAAAUCGCUCUUAAUAUCUCCGCGCGACUCAUCCGUUGCGUUAAAAUAUACCACAUUUUCGACGAUUCAAUGAAUGAGAAAAACAUAUUGUUUGCGACGAACGACGACUUAGUGUACGGUUUGGGCGGUAAUGGCGGUGGAUGUCUGGGCGCGGGUCACGACCGCCCGCUCGACACGCGGGCACUCAUACCAGAGUUGUGUCGAAAAAGUGUUAAAAAGUUUGUCAACGGAUGGGACUUCGCGAUAGCGCUCACGGAUGGCCACCGUAUGUACAGUUGGGGCGCCCAUAGCGAGGGACAGUUGGGUCGCGCGGCGGUGAGGGUUACCGGUGUUUGCCAUAAGCCAGAGGUGAUCGCGUUUUUCGAUGACCUGGAUGUACGUCAAGUGAGCGCCGGUUCCCAGCACUCGCUGGCCCUCACACACGAUGGACAGGUAUACGGCUGGGGCCGUAACCGUGAGGGACAGGUAGGUUACGGUGAUACCGGUGCUCAACCUGUUGACACACCACUUCUCAUACGGUUCCCGAAUAACGCGAAAAUCAAAUCCAUUUAUUGCUAUAAUUGGCGCUCAUUCGGGAUCAACCCCGCGGGACAGGUGUUCAGUUGGGGCGACAAUAGGGGCCACCAGUUGGGACACGAGGUGUCCGGCGAUCGCGUAGUGACCCCGCAAUUGAUUGCGACCCUCGCGGCGGCGGACAUCCAGUCCAUAGCCUCCUCAGCGCUCGCGACAUACUAUCUCUCAAACACCGGUCGACUGUAUUUCAGCGGAAAGUGUGACGAAAACUAUGAGAUAAUACCCAAACAGAUAGCGACAGGCGUUCAGCGGUUGUCCGCCGGUAAUAACCCGUCAAAUGUGGUCACAAUCCGUAUGAAUGAUACCAUCCAUGAGGUGUUGGCAAAUGCGACGUUGAGAGACACCAACUUUACCACGUUUAGAGAAUAUUACGCAAAAACGUGCCAGGUAACCUAUCACCAAGCUCACUGUGCCACAACUAUAGGCAAUAGUCAUGACUAUUUGGAUCUCAACGAGCGUACAACAGUCACGUUAGUCUACCCGUCCGAGAAUGAUAUCUACAAAACCACUGGACACAAGUUGGGCAGCCAAGUGUGCUGUGAUUUUUGGACUCAUGACAACCAUCACUACAUUCAGAUGGAGUACUGCCCGCAAAAUCUGCAGAAUAUUCUUGAACUGAAAUUACAAGUGUUUGGCCGACAGUUAGGCGAACCUAUGGAUUGUGUCGAGUAUUUCAUUUCGUGCGAAAUAUUCCGUCAGAUCUUAGAA